GUUCGCGAGGGAAAUUAUAGCGCGAUAGCGUCGCGAGCGAUCUCAUAGAAACCGUCCGAAAGGUUUAUAUUUAUAGUGGAGGUUGCUUCUCUCUUUAAGCGCGUUCUCCACGCUCGUUUCUUCGUCUCGUUUCGCGCUCACCGAGGGACGCGGAGGAAACCGCGAAAUGUUGGCUCUGCUUUAAUAAACAUAAUCGAGAUGUAGAAGGAAAAUAGAAUUUGCUAAUUUGUAUAUAAAAUUGAAAAAAAGUAUCGGAAAAACGGUACGCUUGUUAAAUUAGAUAAAGCGAACGCGUGACAAAUGCUUCUUUGACGUUCCGGAGAGACUUGUCACAUUUCAAUAAAUAUAUAAGGCAUCGACAUUUUACCACCCGCUACAAUUCUUCAAUUAUUAUUGUUGUCAGUAAUCAUUGAGAGAGAAUUGUGAUCAUGUCGAAGAUAACGGGCUAUGACACGCACGACGAUGGACCAGGAUUCGUGGGUAUUAGAUUUUGCCAGGAAUGUAACAAUAUGUUGUAUCCUAAAGAGGAUAAAGAGAACAAGGUGCUCAUGUAUGCAUGCAGAAAUUGUGAUUUUAAGCAACUGGCGGACAGCAAUUGUAUCUAUGUGAACAAAAUCAUGCACGAAAUAGAUGAACUGACACACAUUGUUGCUGAUGUAAUAUCGGAUCCAACAUUGCCAAGAACCGAAGAACAUCCAUGCCCAAAGUGCAAUCAUAGAGAAGCUGUAUUUUUCCAGGCACAAACUAGACGAGCUGAGGAAGAAAUGAGAUUGUAUUAUGUGUGUACAAAUCAACAUUGCUGCCACAGGUGGACAGAAUAAAUAAUAUCUGGUGUCUCCC
Molecule: messenger RNA, 840 nt
Organism: Camponotus floridanus (Florida carpenter ant)
Lineage: Eukaryota; Metazoa; Arthropoda; Insecta; Hymenoptera; Formicidae
Gene: RpII15
Product: DNA-directed RNA polymerase II subunit RPB9
Exons: 4
Coding region: 429-821 (130 amino acids)
Biological process (GO): transcription initiation at RNA polymerase II promoter; maintenance of transcriptional fidelity during transcription elongation by RNA polymerase II; transcription-coupled nucleotide-excision repair
Cellular component (GO): RNA polymerase II, core complex
Molecular function (GO): nucleic acid binding; DNA-directed RNA polymerase activity; zinc ion binding
Source: RefSeq, a predicted model, not a curated record